CACACCAUCAGAUUUCCCUUGACCUUCUCUGGGACAGAUUGUGAAGAGACAACUGUAAACAGUGAAACAAUGCUGAAGGUACUGUUUGUGCUGGGAUGCCUCCUGUGUCUCACUCUGGCUCAUUCCGAUGAAUCGGGAUCCAGCCGGGAGGAGCGCUCACCUGGGCGUCAUUCUCAUGGAGGCCAUGGUCCUCCUCAUGGCAAACCUAGCCAUCCUUGUAUCACUGAGGAUGUCCUUCGGCAGCUUUUUGAUAUUCUGCGCAACAGUUCCACCACCACCACUACUACUGCUGCUCCUACAACUACCACAGCAGCUAUUACCACCCCAGCUCCUAACACCACGGUGUAAAGAAUGUUCUCUCCCCGCUAAAUUUGUCAAAUAACAUUUCCUGGUUCUUCAUGCUGUUUCCUCAAUAAAAUACAAGUUGAAUGCA
Messenger RNA from Poeciliopsis prolifica (blackstripe livebearer), 433 nucleotides. RefSeq names its product probable transcription-associated protein 1. NCBI's taxonomy places the organism in Eukaryota, Metazoa, Chordata, Actinopteri, Cyprinodontiformes, Poeciliidae. The coding region runs from base 70 to 348 and encodes 92 amino acids. The record is from RefSeq and is a predicted model, not a curated record. The transcript is spliced from 4 exons.